This is a messenger RNA of Pelobates cultripes (western spadefoot toad), 396 nucleotides long. Lineage: Eukaryota; Metazoa; Chordata; Amphibia; Anura; Pelobatidae. The record is from the annotation of a GenBank genome assembly.
AUGGACGACUUUCUCUCCACCCCAGACAGCUUCCGCGCCACAAGGCCUGCAUACAAGAAGGCGGCCGCCUCCCCAGGAGCGGAGAGUGGCGCGGAUUCAGAGCCCAGCUCAGCUGGGGAAGCCCUAUCGCAGAUAACAGAACUGGCGGCCAUCUCGGCCAACAUGUUUACCAAAAGUGAUAACGCCGCCAUGGUCUCGGAGCUGAGGGCGGCGAUACGAGAAGAGAUCUUGGAGGUUCGCAGGGACCUCACGGCCCUUGAACAACGGGUCUCAGAGCUUGAAAAUGAAAACCUACAAGCCAUCCAGCAUUCCCAGGCCGCAGACCAUGCCACAGCCAGGCAAGGUUCAGUGCUACUGGACCUCAGCAGACAGGUGGAGGAUCUAGACAAUCGAUAA